AUGACGGAAUGAUGACAUGGUUGCUCUGUAAAUUGGCAUGCGUUGACAUGGUUGUUUUUGAAGUCCACCCAGCACCGUAGGUGCAUCCCUUGAUGCUGCAUGAAUCGCUGUAUGAUGUGCUCCUGGUGAAGCAGGAUGCCACCUUGGACGAGAUCAAACUGGCCUUCAAAAAGCGAGCUCUACAGGUUCAUCCCGACAAAGGUGGCAGUAAGGAAGCCUUUCAUGUGGUCUACCAAGCUCUUGAAACAUUGGUUGACCCGGCAGCCCGACAAAAAUAUGACACUUCGCUCGCUCUGUCAAGAGGUUUGGCGCAGCACAGGAAUGGUGAGACCAAUGGCAUGAAAAAGACUGCAAGGAAACGCUGGGCUGCCGCUGCAAAUCAAAAACGCUCAAGCGCAGGCAAGGGUACCACAUCCAGAAGGAGGGAAACUGACGCAAAAUCAAGUCACUCACGGCAAAAUCGCCUUCUGAUGAAAGUUCGAGAUCUCUUGGAGCAGUUGCCACGAGAUUUGCGUAGUGAGGUGUUUACUAAGGACUUCUCCCAGAAACAGCGCCUGAUUCUGGAGAAAUGGAUGGGCGACACAUCCAAAGCACCAGCGCAGCUGGAAACCAAACCAGUAGCCCGGCUCAAUAAGAAACGACUGAUGCAGCCGGCUCGCACCGACUCUGCUGAUUUGAAUGAACGUCCGGUACCGAGUGCAGGUAUCCCUGGUCUAGAUGGGAAGAUCUCCACUUCAGUAGCCCAGAAGAGGUCCAGCUACAAAUCAAAGUCAGACAGGAGGCGAACCUGUUCCAGUUCCGGCAGUGUAUACAAGGUGAACACGAACACUCACUACAAAGCCUGCAUUCGUUUUGAUGGUCUUGAUAUACAUACCACGGGACAGUAUGAUUUGCAGACAGCUCUUGAGUACUUAGUGAUUCUGACUUCGGUGAAGCAAAAGAUGCUGGACUGUACCAUGGACCAAAGCAUCCCUUUCCACGAACGCUUGCAAGAAGCAUUGAUUAUAUCUGCUGCUGAACAGGGGCGGGAAUAUGCCGACCUAGAGCUUCGGUUUACCAUUCUUCAGCCAGCUGGCUUUUUAGUGGCAAGGGGUUUUGUGGUCCGGUCCCCAAGUGUUCGCAGCCUGACAGACUUGGGAAAGCUUCGCAAUUGCCUGCGUCCUUUUCAAAAGUAUGCCUGGAGAUAUGGGGGGAGUAGCAUUUUUUGGUGGUACAGCCCCCCGCAAUUGCAAGAUGCAUGGGAGUCCUUUCAACAGGCAGUGGCUACUGCAUGGGAGAUAGGAGGCGUUGAUAGCACAAAAUACAUCCACAGGAUUCGUGCUCUUCGGGAGGCAAACAUCUCUGCGCGUCAGCGACACUUGCAAAUGUGGGAAUGCCGACACAUGGCCCUACAAGACAAUGACCAGUAUCGUCCCAAAACACUCCGAACACUUUUGCCCAUUUGGGCUGGGGACAUCUUAGCCACCAAGCUGUCAGCUUUGAAGAGGCUGCUUGGGGAAUGGGGGCGAAUGUUGAAAGCAGAGGCACAACUGCUAGACAAAGAGCGCCGCAAAGUGUUCCUGCAGCGGAAGAAGCACAGAGAAGAGCAACGACAGCUGGAAGUCUUCCAGCAGAAACGGCUUCGAGAGCAAGAACGCCUCAGGAGGGAAGCCCUGCGGAAGAGAAUGAAGUCUGAUAGGAUGGAUGACCUCAAUUGGAUUUGAUGCUUACGGCGGUUACGGUUAUCCAGAUUGCAACAGAUGACCACCAUUUGUUUUGAGAACAGCCCUUGUCAUUACUGGCCAUGGAUGUUUCUAGCGAAAGCAGGACACAACGGCCUCUUGACAUGUUGCCUCAUGAUCUUGAAGAUGAGCCCUGCCAUUGUCAAUAUCUUUAAGAGAGAUUCAGCAGAGUCAUUUCCGGAAGGCGGUGUUGCGAAGACAGCCAGCUGCCUUGUGCAAAGCGGGAGCGAGGUCACAAAAUGAGAUUUUGGCAGACACAACUGGCAGUGGCCGGGUCACAAGAUUCAGUUCCGUUCACGAAAAAA
Cladocopium goreaui is the source of this 2026-nucleotide messenger RNA. NCBI's taxonomy places the organism in Eukaryota, Dinophyceae, Suessiales, Symbiodiniaceae. The record is from the annotation of a GenBank genome assembly.